This is a messenger RNA of Darwinula stevensoni, 3582 nucleotides long. Lineage: Eukaryota; Metazoa; Arthropoda; Ostracoda; Podocopida; Darwinulidae. The record is from the annotation of a GenBank genome assembly.
GAUGACCCGAGCGAUGUGGCAGCACAGACUCCCAGUAGUAAUGCCGGUUUCUUUAUCUUGUCCGACGAAACUUUUAGCAGCCAACAAAUUGCCCGUGUGCGGGUGGAGGCGCAAGACGUUUCGGCCGUGGCCAAUUAUGGUGGCGUAGAUAUUGCGCUCUACCGUGUGCCUGAGCCGUUGGAGUUUUUACAAAAACAAAAGAAUUUGCAUCGCAUCACGGUCAAUGCCAGAGCAGACGAUAAAGGGUUGUGGUCUAUUUUUAUGCAAUUGUGGGACAGCGUGGCUGCGCAAGCGCAACCGCAAGGGAUUGAUAAAAAUGAUGAUUCCCCACGUUUGAGCAAUGGCAAUGUUUACAUUCCUUUGGGUAAGCUCGCCCCUGGUCUCUACGUAGUCGAGGCCAUGCUCGGCGCUGAGCGCGCGGUAACGAUGGUAUUUGUCAGUGAUAGUGUGGCGGUGACGAAAAUGGCCAAUCAAAAAUUGCUGACUUGGACCGUACGACGGGAUAACGGUGCGCCGGUUGAGGGGGUUCACGUCGUCUGGACCGAUGGUAUCGGUGCCUUGGGCAGCGGCAGCACGGAUGGCGAAGGCCUUCUGAGCUUGAGUCAUGCGGCACCUGAGCAAACCUAUGUCUAUGGAGUAGAUAAACAGGGAGGGGUAUUUGUCUCUGAAAAUUAUUACUACGACAGCGAGAUAUACAACACCAAAGUGUAUGCAACGACCGAUCGGCCCCUCUAUCGCCCAGAUGACACCGUCAAUGUCAAAGUGCUGGCUCGGGAAUUUUUGGAUGCGCGCACUUCGAGCCUUGCCGAAGAUGCCGUGAUCAAAUUAUCGGUCGCCGACCCUAAUGGCCAGCCUGUGGCCCAGCAGACCCUGAGCUUUAAUAAAACCGAAGGGGGUAAUACCAGCUUCCGCCUUCCCAAAAGCGCCCCGAUGGGAGGCUACGAAAUUCAGUUGCAAUACCAAGGGCAAGCCUACGCGGCGGCUUUUCGUGUGGCGGAAUACCAAAAACCGCACUUUGAAAUAGCCGUGCAACAAGACCCAGGUGGUUACCGCAUAGGUGAGAAAAUUAAACUCAAAGUACAAAUGCGUUACCCUGAUGGAAAGCCAGUCAAACAUGCGAGUGUCGAUCUAUCGGUAAGGGCGCAAAACUUGAGUGUGGUGGAAGGUGAGUUGGCCUACGCUGGACAAUUUCCACUCAAACUCACAGAAGAGCAGUACAGCAGCGACGGCAGCGGUGAGCUGAGCGUAAGCUUACCUGAUGCGAAAGAAGCCAGUCGUUACAUUGUUUCUAUUUUGGCUACCGAUGGGGCUGCUUACCGCGUUCGUCACACGCAAGAGAUUUUAAUUGACCGUGCGCUCAGUUCCUGGUCCAUUGCUACGGCCAAGCGUUUUACGCAGCUGGGGGAUACGGUGACUUUUCAGUUCAAGCCAGAGGUGGAAAGCAAUACUGUUAAAUCGCUCCAAUGGGACUGGGUGCGCUUAGAAGAUCGCAGUGUCGAACACGCGACAAUCAGCGAGGGCAAGAGCUUUAACCUGAACUUUAAAAAGUCAGGCAGUUACCAAAUUAACUUGCGCGAUCAAGAUGGUAAGCUGCUUGGAGCCACGCAGCACUGGGUAGCCGGGCCUGAUCUGAAAACCACCCCGGGCCAUACUGAGGUGGUGUGGGACAAGGCAGAGUAUCAGUUGGGAGAAACCGCCAGUGCCUUAAUUACCUUUUCAGACCCUGUGGAUUAUGCGCUGUUGAGUCUGGAGCGCGACAGUGUUGAGCAAACAGCCAUCAUCAGUGCGGUGAGCGGACGCUCUAGCGCGGCUUGGGUUGUUGGCGAAAAGCUCUCUGCCCAUCAGUGGCGCAUCAAACUGCCUGUGGUGGAGGCUUUUGCGCCGAACAUCACGCUUUCGGUCGCGUAUGUGAAAAACGGGCAGUUUGUUUUUGAAAAUGCGGGCAUUAAAGUUGCCAAGGCCAAGAUAGCAGUGGCCGUGCAGGCCGAUAAAGCGGUAUACGCUCCAGGAGAGAAAGUGACCCUGAGCGUGCGCACCAGUGUUGACGGUAAGCCCGUACCUGCCCAUGUGGCGCUGGGUGUGGUCGAUGAGAUGAUUUACGUGCUGCAACCCGAAAUAGCGCCCAAUAUUUACGACUUUUUCUACCAUCCAAGACGCAACAAUGUUCGCACCCAGGCCAGCUUGUCCUUUAUCGCCUACGACUUGUCCAGCAACCAGUUGGGACAACUGCCCCAGCGUCGCGCUGUCAACGAGCGGGCGCUGAAAGAGCAAGAGAGAGCGCGGCGUGACAAUGUAGAUACCGCUGCCUGGAUGCCCAAUAUUCACACCAACGCUCAGGGUAUGGCUACACUAAGCUUUACGAUGCCGGACUCGCUUACCCGCUGGCGCAUGACUGCUAGAGCCAUCAACGAUACAGGGUUGGUGGGACAAAGUACCAGCUAUGUGCGUAGUGAUAAAGAUUUUUAUGCCAAAUGGACUGCGCCCACCUGGCGCCGCGUGGGCGAUACGGUACACGCCAGUGUGGCGCUCUUUAACCAAACGAGUAAAAAGCAAGACGUGAGUUUGCUACUAAGUGGCGCGCAAAACAAUACGAUUAAUACCAGCUUACAGCCAGGGAUUAACUUUGUGACGCUAAAUUUGGAUAAAAAUGCAUUGGGAGCACUAAAUAUAAGCAUGAAGCGUGGCAACAAGUCUGAUGACAAAGUACUGGAUGCUUUGCAAGUAAAUUUAACGCAAGAACCUGUGGGCUGGACGCAAGCGCAAUCGCGUUUGUUGGAUGCAGCUGAUGGUGGCGUUAUUCGGCUGAACCUACCCACUGAUGCAAGCAAUGUCAGUCUGCGAGUGAUAAGUGCCAACGAUGCAGAUUUUUACCGCGUUUCAGACUCGUUAAUAGAAUACCCUUACGGUUGUGUAGAGCAAACAUCUUCGCGCUUGAUACCACUGACCUUGGCCUACCGCGCCUUAGCGCCAAAUGAUACAAGACGCAAAGAUAUCUCGCGGCAGAUGUACACCCAACGCUUGCGCCUAGCCAGUAUGGCUGGAGAGAACGCACAGUUUGGUUGGUGGGGACAAGAUAUGUCUAUUGACCCCUUUCUUACUGGCUAUGCCUACUAUGCGGAUUGGCAAGCAGUGCAAGCGUUGGCAUUGAAUAUUCCCAAAGACCACUGGUCGCGCUUACUGGAUGUAUAUGCCAAAAAUGCGCAGGACAUGACGCCUUGGCAGCGCGCAUUGAUGCUAGAUUGGAUGCGCCAAAUGGGUUUGCCCAUUAGCAAUAUGGUAAUGGGGUUAUCUAAAGAUUUGUCAAUCAAUGCUAAAACUAAAACUAACACUAAGCAACGGUAUAGCAAUUCCGAUAGCUAUAUGCUGGGUGAUCAAAGCGAGCAGACGCAGGCCUUUGCCAUCUUGUUAACGCAGCAACUGCUGCGCAAGACAGGAUCAGUGGCAGGCGCUCGGUUUACCAAUUUAGUACCAGCUGCACAAAGCAGGGUACAAGCAAUGAACACACCAUUUGCAUUAACCCUACUACAAUAUUUGGGCGAUACUGGAGCCAACAAUGAAAAUAGCAAAAAAAUUCUUGCACAA